Messenger RNA from Benincasa hispida (wax gourd), 938 nucleotides. Lineage: Eukaryota; Viridiplantae; Streptophyta; Magnoliopsida; Cucurbitales; Cucurbitaceae. The record is from RefSeq and is a predicted model, not a curated record.
GUCGACAAGAAUUACAUUUUCACACAGAUUACAGAAGCAAUUUGAGUGGGAAAUGGGUUCAGCAUCUCUGGCUUCUCUCGCACCUCUUCAUCCGCAGCAGAAUCUUCACUCAGUCUUCGUCUACGGCUCUCUCAUGGCCGAUGAAGUCCUUCGUAUCCUCUUGAAGCGUACUCCUCAGUCUUCUGAUGCCGUUCUCAAUGGCUAUCAAAGAUUAAGCAUUAAAGGACGAGUUUAUCCAGCGAUCAUACCUGUUGAUAGCAAGAAAGUAUCUGGCAAGAUUCUUUCAGGCAUCAAAAACUCUGAAAUGGAUAUUUUAGAUGCAUUUGAGGAUGUUGAAUACAAGAGGAUUACAGUUGAAGUCUCUUCAAUGGACAGUUUGGAGAAGCUAUUAGUUUAUGCUUAUGUUUGGGGCAACGAAAAGGAUCCAGACUUGUACGGAGAUUGGGAUUUUGAGAUUGCUGCAAAUUGGAAGGAGUGGAAGCGAGAUCAUUUGGAAGCUUACAUCAAGAUGGUCAAUGAAUUUAUGGAAGAAUUUGAGCAGCAGACGACACCAUAAAAAUGUCUGGCCGCUGAUGGAGAAGGAUUGUCCAGUCUCCAGGAGAAGAACCUUCGAAAAUAAAGGGCAAGUAACCCGUUGCGUCUUUAUACCUUUGCUGAAUCUGGGAUCAACCAAUAAUCCAUAUGAUACAGUCAGUUUUAAGGAUUCAUUAAGAAUUUGAUGACUUGUAACAUAACAUGUUCACUUAUUAUUUAUUGGGUUUAGACUAGCUGCACAAAGCACUUAACUUAGCACCCUCCAUUGCUUUCAAAACAAGUUACAUUUGCCUAUAAAGUUGUCAAAAUUGUUUAAACAUCAAAUGUUAUUCGGCCUCUGAAAAACAGUUAUCAGUUGUAUUCUGUUUUCUAAAAUAAGAUUAUCUUCUUUAGGUGUGUUCAAA